This is a messenger RNA of Chelonoidis abingdonii (Abingdon island giant tortoise), 4937 nucleotides long. The record is from RefSeq and is a predicted model, not a curated record. Lineage: Eukaryota; Metazoa; Chordata; Testudines; Testudinidae.
CUGGGCUGGAUGGACCUUUGGUCUGACCCAGUCUGGCUGUUCUUUUAGUUUUUAGACCCUUUCCAGCUCGGUCUAAUAAUUGAACAGGGCCAUAUGAUCAGCUGGGAAGGUAGGUGACCUGUCACCUGAACUUGAUGCCCCCUACAGGGCCAGCCAGCCUGUGACAGGGUCUGGCUCUGGAGUUUUACACCUUUGGGGAGAGCAAGACCAUCACCUCCUUGUCCAUAAGGGGGCAUAGGAGCCCCUGCUACCCUGCAGCUCAGAGGCUGGUGGUGGUGGCACCGGCAAAAAGCCGGGGAUUGCUCUUUUGAGCAGCUUUGAUGCAGCCCUUUCCCCCCGGGAAAUGCUUUUGCCGACACUUGCUGAAUUGCAGCUGCCUCUGGGGUGGGGCAUGGCAGCUGUUAACAGCCACAUGGAAGUCCAGGCCCUGAUCCACAGAGGUAUUUAGCCCAAUCCAGCUGCAGCUCAGUGGGGUAGGGGAGUGUUUAGGGAGGCAGGAUAAUUACUCUAGUUGGCAUUAGUGCUGCAUCUGAGGGCCUUCUGCUGGGGCUCGGGGCAUGAGGCAUGGGGCCCAGUGUACGUACCUGACCCCUGGACUCUAAUUAUAAAUGGAGACUGGGCUUUAUGAGGAAGGUUCUGGGCUGGGAAUGGGCCUUGGAGCUGUUUGCUUCCAGAUGAGGGCCCCGGGCACUGAAAUUACUGCCCAGCUCCCAGCAGGCUCUGAGCAGGCAAGAGUUGCUGAUACAGAACCCAGCAGGAUACACUGUCUCUGGGCUGAGCGCCAGCCCGCAGGCCAGGGGCCAAGGUGGGGAGUAGGGCCCAUGGGGGCUGAGUCUCAGGGUGGGAGCAGGAUCAGAGCAGGGCGCGGGGGAGCGCCACCCUCCUUCCCCGUGCUCCUUUUGCAUCCUCCGGCCGUUGACAGUGUCUCGGCCCCAUCCCACGCAUGGAGCCAGCCAAGUCCUUCCCACCUGUGCUAGGCCUUGUGGGAGGGCCAGCUGGGCUCACACGCGUGCUCCAGGUGCUGGAAAAAGGACCAGUGGCUGUGAUAGGGUGAUCAUGCAUCCCUGGGCCCUCCGCCUGCUUCAGGGGCUGUGCCUCUGGCUGAGCCUGGGGCUGCCGGGCACCCUGAGCGGGAACCGGAGCUGCGUCUUCUUUGAGCCACCCCACAACCUGCAGGGCUCCAUGCGGCACCGGGGUCGUCUUCUGGGGGGCACUGAGCGCGGCACCAUCCUUUGCCACUCCAGCCACUGCUGCUUUGGGAUCUGGAACCAAAGCCACGGACAACUCCAAGUGGUGAUGCAAGGUUGCUGGGGCAGCGACCGAGAUGGCUGCGACUCCCCAGCCUGCAAAACCAGCCCCGUCCACACCACAGGGGCCAUCCUCCAGCGCUGCCUGUGCCGCUCCAACUUCUGCAAUGCCAACGUCAGCCAGCUUGGGGCCCCUGCAGCGCCGCAAGCCUCAGCUGGGUCUGCUCCGAUGGGCACCAUCUGGAUCGCCGUGGCCUGCUCGCUGCUGCUCUUCCUCGGCUGUCUGGCCUUCCUAGUGCUGAGAAGGAUGAAGGUCUGUGCAGUGCUGCUGCGCCAGGAGGCAAGCGGGGAGCUGACCAAAGUCACCAUGGACCCCCAUUCCAGCCAUGAGAGGGAACCCCCCAACCAGGAGCUGUCAGGGCUCCAGUUCCUCCAGGUGCUCCAGGAUGGGCGCUUCUCUGUGGUGUGGCAGGGCACCCUGCACCAGACGCCCGUCGCGAUCAAGGCCUUCCCCGACACCUACUCCCAGCACUUUGCAGCCGAGUGGUCCGUGCACACCCUGCCCCUGAUGAACCACGACAACGUGGUCCGGCUCCUGGCGGCUGGGCGAGGAGGGGUGCACGGGGAACAAGGGAGCCUGUUGGUGCUGCAGCUCUACCCCACGGGUUCCCUGAGACACUUCCUGACCCAGCACAUCAGCACCUGGGACGGUACCGUCAGACUGGCCCUGUCGCUGGCCCGGGGGCUGGCCUUCCUGCACGAGGAGCUCUGGCACAAUGGCCUGCACAAACCCAGCAUAGCUCACCGGGACCUGAGCAGCCAGAACGUGCUGGUGCGGGAGGACCGGAGCUGUGCCAUUGGGGACUUUGGCCUGGCCACGGCGCUGCCUGCGCGCAUGGAGCAAUGGGGCGGCGGCCGCAUGGAAGCUGCUGUCAGGAAGGCAGGGACCCAGCGGUACAUGGCCCCUGAGAUCCUGGAUGACAGCCUGGACCUGCAGGUCUGGGGCCGCGCGCUGAAGCAGGCUGACAUCUACUCCCUGGCCCUGGUGCUCUGGGAGAUCCUGUCGAGAUGCUCGGGGCUCUCCCCAGACUGUGGGGUCCCUCCUUUCCAGCUGGCCUACGAGGCAGAACUGGGCAGCAGUCCCACAUAUGGUGAGCUGAGGAGACUAGCCGUGGAGGAGAGGAGGAGGCCAGCCAUUUCCGACUCCUGGAGGGGGACAGGCCAGGUUUCCAUCUGCCUGCGGGAGCUGCUGGAGGACUGCUGGGACCCCGACCCUGAGGCCCGGCUGACGGCCGAGUGCGCCUGCCAGAGGCUCCAAUCCCUGGGGGCCGAGUUGCCGGCUGGGGUGUGCUGAGCUGGCAAAGGGUGCUGCCCCCCUGUCCUCACCCGCCACUGGCCCACGGUACCUGGGGAUGCUCCUUGGGCUUCUGGUUGGCGCUGAUGGAGAGAGAGGAAUUCUGGGGGCAGGGAUGGUGCCAUGCCCAUGUCAUGCCAGCUUUUGUCGGCGCUGUAUAUAAACACAGCUGGCUGGCCUGCAACCUGCUGCUGCAUGGGCUCAAGCUGUCCAGCUGAGUCCCCCCACCUGGGCCGGAUUCGAACCUGCCACUGCCCCCUGCUAGACGGGAUCAGAGGUGCUGGAGUGCAUGCGUGAGCCAAUUGUCCCCGUAUGGAGCUGACACAGGUCUUGUCCAUACCCCCAGCAGGCAGGAGGGAUGUACGCCACGCAGCAUCCGGCAAGUGAGUGGGGUGCAGGCGGCUUGGCCAGAAGUUAUGUCUGCAUGGUUGCGGCCACGGGUUUGUUCCCCAGAUCAAGGGAUUGAGCCCCAUUUCUGUUUGGUUGGCUGCUUGUGAUCAAUAAAUUGUGUGCCCUGUAUUCUGGGAUCAGUCCCAACCCCUUUGUGUCGGAGCAGCCUCAGGGCUGCUCUAACUUACGCUCUGCUCCCAGGGGCUCCAGGAGGCAGGGAAUACCCAUAAUGCAGUGUGCUUUGGCCAUGCCCCCCCCACAUAUGCCCGCCCCAUAUGCCCCCAGGCUAGGAGCACAGCCCUCAUGUGGUCAGGCCACUCCCACACAGAUAUGCCAGCCCCACACGGAUGGGUGGGUGUGCAGCCCUUGAGUUACCCCCAUCCCCUUCAUGGACAAGCAUCCCCUUACCCCCCCCAGAUAGCCAUGCAUCUCUGUUUGCCCCCCAUGUACACAUACAGACCAGACACACACCCUCCCCCAAGACACACACACACAGGGCAUAUGCCCUCAGCCACUCACCCAUUGAUGAGCGUACACAGGUAUACACCUUCCAUGCACACACAUGCACCUGGUCCUGGGCUACGUUGUUUACAUGCUGGAUAGCAGGACCAAAUGCCCCCUGCCCCAAAGAGCUCACAGUAACAGUAACAGCUCACAUAUUUGAGAGUGGAAACUGAGGCAAUGAGCAGCAAAGUGACUUGCCAAAGGUCACCCAGCAGAGUCAGGAAUAGAGCCUGGGUCUCCUGAGUCCCAGUCCGGUGCACUAUCCACUAGCCCACACUAUCCCUCAAAGCUUUUAAUGGGGGGUGCAGAUCUUGGCCAUGGGGAGCUGGGUGGGGGGACAAAUAGUGGCAUUGAGAGAUGGUACCACCUAUCAGGUGACUCCUCUAGGAACCCGUGGGGCACCAGGUGCACCCCCUGCCCAGCUGACCCUGGACACUAAAGAGUUGGCCUUUUCUCCUUACAUCUGGGAGUGGGCUAUGGAAGGAUCUUGCUCAGCAGGAACCUGGAGUUUACGAUAAUACUCUGCACUCACAAAUCCCCCAUCUCCCUCAUUUCACAGCAGGGGAAACUGAGGCAUGGAAGGGGCGAGGGAAGGGACUCACCCAGGACUAAAACCCAGCUCCCAGGCCUCUGUUCUAAGCACGGGGCAGAGCUGCCUCUGUCUGCAGGCCCAUGGUGCAAUGCCAGGUUUUGCUGAUCCUCGGGGCUCUGUGCCAGGCGCCCCUCGACAGGGAGGGGCCGGGGGACACAGGCACCUGCCAGGUGUCACUCAGAUGGAGUGACAGUCCCAUGUUAGCCCCUGCGCCAGCUACAGUGACUCUGGAAGCUGAGCUGCAGGCCCACUGAGCUCCUCCUCCUGGCUACUAGUGAGGAAGUAGGAUGACCAUGGCUCCCCCUCCUCCACUGCUCCCUUGCAGGGUAGAGAGGCCCAUUCCACCCCAAGGGGGUGCCCAUGAUGUGACAGGAGAGGGCCGCUGGAGGUGGCGGGUCCAGAGGAAGGAGAGAGGAGGAUUCUGGCUCUUGAGGAAGGGGGAAUCAGGGGAGAAUACAAUAGAUGAGAGAAAGGUUGGGACAAAGGGGGAAACAAUGGUCUUGUGGCUCGUGCCCUGGACACCUGGGUCCCAUUCCCAGAUCUGCUCCUGGCUCAGCGUGAGACUCUCCCAUCGCUUCCCUAUUCCUCAGCUCCCCCAUCUGGGAUAACAAUAUUGACACGCACACAAGGUUGGUGAAAGAGUCUUAAUUUGUGCUGCUCCACGGUGCGAGGGGAAUUGGGAAUCCCGUUGAGCGCUCGGCCUGCAGAAAGAACAUGUGAGGAGCCAUGCAGCCCUGCCCAGGCCGUCUCUGAGCCCCAGACGGGGCAGACGAGCUGCUUGCUGGGGUAGUUUGACAUUGAAUGUUUGUACGAGGGGGCUGGCUGGAAAUAAAGCCUGAGUAAUACAUCA